UCGUAAAAGAUUGCAUUAAAGAAAGAUACGAAAAAAUGUUUUAUUUAAUUUUAUGGAACGAUAAAAGUAUAAGUGUUGUGGAGGAUAAUAAAAUAAAAGAAUUUAAAUCGAAUAAUAUGGUGUCUGUAAAAUGGGGUAGACAAAUUUUCGAAGCAAAAAUAAUUGCCCAACAUGAUUCUGAAGAUUGGUUAAAUGGAUUAACAGUGAGUUCAGAAGGAAUCAUUUUAGGAGUAACUUCCGAAAGUAGUGGAAACGACAACUCUGAAAGCACAGAAUCUGCAGUGCAAGAAAUACCAAUCCCUGAUCGUGACACGGAAAAUGAUACUAUGGGAGAAGUGCAUGUUGGAAACAACUUUUAUAUUACAGAAUUGGAUGAAAAAAAUUUAAACAAGUAUAUUGACAAUCCGAAAAAAAUGGUAACCACGCUAUUAAUUUGUUUAGUAGGAAAAGAGAAAUUAAGAAAUAUGUCACGAUCAGGGAAAGGUACACAUGAAGCAAUACCGGAAGCACUUUUGGAGACUGUUGAAAGAUAUGUAUUUAAUAAAUGUUCUGAAAAACUUUCAACAUUUCAAUUUAAAAAGUGCGUCACAAAAUUUUGCAGUAACUUAAAAAGAAAAUAAAAGUUAUUACAUACUUCGUGGAGUUUAAUUUUAAGCACAGACAAAAUUUGCGAGUAAACUUGAAACUUAUAAAAAGUUAAAUCGGGCUUGUUUUUUUCCACAUUUAAAUAUUUCAAACAAGGUUAAGUUGAUUUUGUUGAAAAUAUUUGUC
Leptopilina boulardi is the source of this 771-nucleotide messenger RNA. RefSeq lists its product as uncharacterized. Lineage: Eukaryota; Metazoa; Arthropoda; Insecta; Hymenoptera; Figitidae. The record is from RefSeq and is a predicted model, not a curated record. The coding region runs from base 36 to 620 and encodes 194 amino acids. The transcript has 4 exons. Gene Ontology annotation, molecular function: DNA binding.